Molecule: messenger RNA, 3629 nt
Organism: Drosophila mojavensis
Lineage: Eukaryota; Metazoa; Arthropoda; Insecta; Diptera; Drosophilidae
Exons: 3
Coding region: 103-3507 (1134 amino acids)
Biological process (GO): tRNA methylation
Cellular component (GO): cytosol
Source: RefSeq, a predicted model, not a curated record
ACGAUGACUUUGCACGUGUAGUCGGAAUGUAUAAGAGUUUUGUUUAAUUUAUUUAUAAGUUUGCUCCAACCGCUUCGUUGGCCAGGCGGGUCCUGUAUAACAAUGGCUGCAGCAAUACCCAAAGGCGAGAAAAAAUCUAAAAGCCACAAUGACUGUCUUUCCUAUCUGCAGUCCCUGGGCGACGGCCUGCCCAAGGAGGUGGCCGACCAGCUCGCGGCCCAAAUUUUCGAGGAGGCCAACCAAUCGGAGUCACUUAGCAUUAAUCAGGCUGCGCUUAACGUCAGUUUCCGCGUCUAUUAUCACAUCGUCCACAAAUAUGAGCUCGAGGACGAGCAUUUCGCUAAUCUCCCCGAGCGUCUUUCGUAUGAUCAGCCGCAGGCGUUUCUCAUGCUGCAGGCAGUUCUGCUGACUAACCAUUGGUCGCGACUGGAUGCCCAGCUGAUUGAGGCCAAGUGCAUGGAUGCCAUCAUUGCGGCACUGCAGCAUAAUAACAGCAGUCUGGUGCAUAUAUUGAAGGCCACUAAUUUGCUGGUGAAGAAGUUUACGAAGCUACAGCUGCUGAGGCUGCAGCUGGAGCAUUUCUACCACUGCCUGCAGCGUCAGAGUCAGGUUGGCUCGCGGGAGGAAACGUUGACGCUGUUCAACCACUGCUGCAAACAGCAAAGGCGCGCCUUUGCCUACUUUCGCCUCAUCGUGGAGUUCUGGCCAUGGACGAAUCGCAACAAAUACUACCUACUGAGCGGCAUACUCAACUCCCAUGGGCUGCCACAGCUGCUGGCAGCAAGUGGACACAACGAGUCAGAGUUCUUUGCUGGCCUGCGUUUGAGUCUGAGCUACAAGGGACUGCGUGCGGCCAGCCAGUAUCCAGUGAAGAGCCUGAGCAGCCAGCGGUCGGCAGCUCUGCUCGAUCUAGCUGUGGAGCUGCUGGUCAAUGGCAACAUAGCGGAGAUUCAAAACUUUCACUCGCAGUGGUUUCUGCGCAUACAGCAACGAGAUGCUCUCUUUCAGCUGCUGCAGGGAAAGCCAGAGAUUGUGGAGUUUCUGGCCAGCUCGGAGUCGGCUCGGACGGCCAGCGAGCAGCAGCGUCUCAUACUCAUAUUCAGCAUGUUCGCCAAGGAGAUCUAUGUGGCAUCCAAGCUGCAUUUCUUCAAGAUCAGCACAGAAUUAUUGACCAAUUGCAGCGUCUUUGAGACGGAGGCGCAGUUGUUGAUCUUUAAGUUCCUGGUGGAGAAUCUCGCCAAUUUCGCUGUAGAGGAUUGCCUGGAUUUCUUCUACAGUUUCAUGAAGCGUCAUCGGGGCGUGGAGAGCUCCGAAUUCCGCAACACAAUGCUGGGCAAGAUGCCGAACAUUAUCAACCACACGGCCAAGCACUUCAGUAGGGCCUUAAGAGCGGAUGGAGGCGCUGGCAGCGAUGCACUGGCCAACGACAUUAAGCGCUUCUUCCGGCAGCUACAGGAGCUGCUGGAGCAGGACAUCCUCUCCGAUGUAUAUCAGCCCAAGAUAUUCGCCCUGAAAAUGCUCGAAAUCCUGCACAAAUCCCUAUACAGCACGCGCGUCAUCAAGAAUGCCAAGAUGUGCAGCACCCAGCAGAACCAGCAGCUGGGCGCCUUCCUGCUGGAUCAUGGCGUCUUUCAGCCCAAAUCCGUUGCACAGCUGCUGUUCAAGUCCCUUAACGAUCCGCAGGGCUUCGACGAUGCUCUGGAACUGACCGUUUCGCUUCUGCUCGAACUGGGCGAUGUGGACAGCGUGCAGUGUAACGAGCGUUGCCUGACGCUCUGCCUCAGCUCCGAUGUGGAUGAGUGCUCCCUGGUCUCGCUCUACGCGCAGCUGCUGGUUCGCAGCGGUGCUGAUCCACAGCUGACCCAUAGCCUCUACGACCAAUGUCUACAGCAAUUGACGCACAAAUUCGAUGCAUUCCAGUUAGAUCCGCUGAAGACCACAAAAACUGACGGCGGGCAUCUCUUUGGCCACAUCUGUGUUCUGGACGAGCUGGUCAGCGGUGGUCGGAAUAGUCUGGAAGCAGAUGUAGCAGAGCUCUUGCCACUGCUCGAGCGGAUUCUGAAUGUCAUUCUGAAGUUUCUUAAUUUGGGCAAUGCGAGGCAGGCGAAGACGGAGGCAUCAGCCGCCAGUUUCCAGGACAUGGACGAGAGCUUGCAGCUGCUGGUCAGUGAGAGCGCCUACGUGGUCGACGAGGAUGACGAGGCGUGUCGCAAGUAUUUGCUCAUGAGCUUCUGGCUGACAUUGAAGGCAAGCUGUGACUUGGCCACCAGCCUGGCUUGUGCGCUGCUUCGCUCUGCUCCGGCUGGCAUGCUCGACUGUGAGGCACUGCAGCGCUGCUUGGACAUCAAUGUGGCCGUGUUGACACGGUGCCGGCACAAGGGCGCCAUCGAGGCAGCUGGCCUGAGCAUUGGCAGGCUGACGCGCGCCAUUACCAGCACUGUUGCUAGCGGGGAUCGGGCAUUCGAGCUGCUGCACGAUUGUCUCGAGCGAGAGCUGCUCUCCGAGUGCCGCCAGGUGAGCACUACGCGACGCGGUGCCGGCUUCUCCAUAAUGUUCCUGCACGUGGUCAAAAACGAUGAUCCGCGCCAGCGCUCACUGCUGCAUCGGGCCGUGCAGCGCAUACUGGAGCGGCUCAAUGGCAGCUCCAGCGACGAAGCAGCCGGCAGCAGCAACCACGACCGCUGGGAGGCAUUGGCGCUGCAUUAUCUGUGCGUGCUGGUGCGGGACACGGAACUGCGGCCGGCCAUGUGCAAGUACUACAAUGAGAUCAUGCUGGUGGCCAUUGAACACAUCGACCACACCGAGUGGACCAUUUCAAACGCUGCGCUGCAGCUCUUCGGGGCGUCACUUGGCAAACUGCUGGGCCAGCGGCAGGCGACAGAGUUCGACACGAAGCUGGAAUGGGAGCCUAGCGAAAUGAACUACGAGGAGCUGGCUUGCCAGCUGCCCAAGGCCUGCGAGCACAUGCUGAGCUGCUGCAGUGGCACUAAGGCCACAUCCUCCAUUAUACUGUUCCUGGGCUUUCUGUCCAAGGUGGAGCAUCUGUGCACCACUGGCCAGCCGCAGCAGUCCACGCAGUUGCUGCAGCGCUUCCGGCGGCUCAGCUGGCGUUUGCUGCGCCACAGGUGCGAACAGGUGCGUCAACUGGCGGCCACAUGCUUUGUGCGCGCCCACGAGUUCCGUUGCGAUCUUCCGGCCGUGCUCUUGGCCAGUGCCAAGAAAGCGUCGCAGCUCAAGGACGACAACUUCUACGAGGCUUUGCUGUUCACCAUGCAAGCGGGCGUGCUCAAGCUGCAGCACGAGGCGCGUCAUGUCUGGACGGCGGAAAGGAUGCAGCGCUACCAGCUACAGCUGCUGACGGCGCUAGCAGUGGACGAGCAAGUGGCUCGCUUCAAGGCGUACACAUUGAAUGUGCUGCUCCAGUUGCUGACUCUGCUGAAGGCCACGGAGCAGAUGGCGAUUGUGCGCCAGCUGCUGGACGCGCGCGGCAGGCACGCCCUAAGCUAAGUAUAUAUAGGCAAUUCGCGUAUCUAAUUGUAGCAUUUAUCUAAUCUUUAAGCUUAAGCCAAAAAGUCAAUGUUAGCCUCUAUAUAUCGCACGCUUUUACAACUAAAUGACGCAUUUACUAA